Molecule: messenger RNA, 921 nt
Organism: Ananas comosus (pineapple)
Lineage: Eukaryota; Viridiplantae; Streptophyta; Magnoliopsida; Poales; Bromeliaceae
Product: vacuolar protein sorting-associated protein 32 homolog 2-like
Exons: 6
Coding region: 111-779 (222 amino acids)
Biological process (GO): late endosome to vacuole transport via multivesicular body sorting pathway; vesicle budding from membrane
Cellular component (GO): cytoplasmic side of plasma membrane; ESCRT III complex; multivesicular body
Source: RefSeq, a predicted model, not a curated record
UUUAAUUCCUCUUCUUCUUCUUCUCUCUCUAGUCUCAACCCCAUUCGACUCUUCUCUCUCCUCUCUUCCUCCCACCUCUCACUUUCUCUCUCUAGGGUUCGCUCGCGACGAUGCUUAAGCGCAUCCCCAAGAAGAAGGCCCCCGCCCCUGCCACCGCCUCCUCCGCGGUCGCCACCUUGGAUCAUCUCCGCGAGACGCUAGAAAUGUUGGAGAAGAAAGAGCGUGAUCUUCAGAGAAAGAUGUCUGUGGAAGUCGAAAAGGCUAAAGGCUUCCUACAGGCGAGAAAUAAAAGAGCUUCAAUUGAAUGCUUGAAGAGAAAGAAGACAUACGAAUUCCAGAUAGAACAACUUGCGAAUCUCCAAUUGCGCGUUCACGACCAGUUUAUUACACUUGAAGGUGCAAAGGCGACUACAGACACUAUAGAUGCCCUAAGAUCCAGCUCAUCUGCCGUUAAGUCUAUCCAGCAGUCUUUGAAUGCUGAUGAUAUAGAAAGGGCACUGGAAGAGGCAAAUGAGAGUAGCGAAAGUAUGAAGCAGAUACAGGAGGCCCUAGCAACUCCAGUGGGCUCUGCAUCAAACUUUGAUGAGGAUGAACUCGAAGCUGAGCUCGAAGAACUCGAAGAACUUGAAGAGUCGGAAGAAGAGUUGCUCCAAUCUCCUUCAACCACAGUAAAUACAGAACCACUGCCCGCGACAACACAGUCCCCCCCAAAAGCAUCUUCACAGCAAGCCAGUGAUGUAGAUGAACUCGCCAAUCUUAAAGCACAGAUGGCACUAUAGCUUAUCGCACGUGCUCGUCUUGUACUCCACCGCAUAGCUGCAGUUUUUUUUUAUCCUAAAUACAUGUAGUAUAGACUUUGUAUUGUAAUAUCUUGUAGAUAUUCUGAAGUGAUAAGAAGAAACUUUUAAGUGCUUGCAAAUA